Drosophila innubila is the source of this 1139-nucleotide messenger RNA. RefSeq lists its product as uncharacterized. The record is from RefSeq and is a predicted model, not a curated record. The coding region runs from base 15 to 1043 and encodes 342 amino acids. The transcript is spliced from 4 exons. NCBI's taxonomy places the organism in Eukaryota, Metazoa, Arthropoda, Insecta, Diptera, Drosophilidae.
ACAUAUUUAAUACAAUGAAAAGGUCUGCUUGUAAGCGCAAAAUUGGUCGACAGGAUAGUGAAAAGAAGUUGGAACAAGAUGCGAAACGCUUGCGGAUGGAGUUCAAGUGGCCGGUGCGUCUGUUGGAUCUGCCACUUGGGCCAUUGCAUCUGAUCUUUUCCAAAGUGCCCUUAGAGAAGCAGAAAUUAUUGCGAAACGUCUCUAAGGAGAUGAGAGAUGAGCAUAAUGACUUUAUUCUGCAUAAUUACAAAGCCUUUAACUGUAAACUAAGCAAGAUUGAGGAACACGACAAUGUGGAUCAUAAUGUUUUAAGGGUCGUGGAGGAUGCAACCAUCUAUCUUGUGAAUUCUGGUUAUGUUGCUGACAUUAUGAACAAUCUGCCGCACUUCUUUCAAGACCCUGAAAACAUUAAUGUUGAGAAUAUGCAGAAGCUUCUUCACAGGUGCUAUCAUCAAAUCGAAUGGUCGCCUAGGGAGAGGCCCAGUGGUGUCGCAGGUCGUAUAUUAUUGCACCGCCGUCGUUCGGUCUAUAUGGUGACGCUAUUGAAUCUCUUAAGACAAUUUCACGGUUAUCGUAAGGUUGGAUCGCGCAUGAAUCUUUUGCAUUGGCAGCUGCACAUCGAGCUGAAGGGUGUCCAUAUCACUGCGAAUAAUGAAAGAAAUCCAAAAAUUAAUGAGGCAGAUAAGCUCAUUGAUUUAAUGACCCUCAUCGCUGAACUCUUGGUAAACGACAUGUCCGAAUCUGGACCCGGUUUAUGUAUUAGUUUUAGUCGAUAUAUGGAUAUUGGCAACAGCACCUAUAAUUAUGGCUUAAAAAGACGGCAAUUGGGGCGUGGAUCACGACUUGAUCUGAAAUUCACUAUCCUGGCUCCUUUGGCGUUGCGAAAUCUAAUGGAAGACGUUCUAGCUGGAAAAAUUGACAAAUCAACAGCAAUAAAAUGCCCCCUGUUUGAUUCAUUUAGUAUUCAAUUGGAUUUAAAAAACUUUGGAGUCAAUUGGAUAAACGACAAUACCUGGCAAAUCUGUAUUUUGCCUUUGAUUUAGUAUUACUUGGUCAGAUUCGAAUCUCUUUAUUAGUUUAUAUAUAUUUUAUAUCAUGGUUGUAUAAAUUUGUAUAUAAAUUUUGUACCUGCAUUUGAA